Messenger RNA from Rhizophagus irregularis DAOM 181602=DAOM 197198, 1452 nucleotides. NCBI's taxonomy places the organism in Eukaryota, Fungi, Glomeromycota, Glomeromycetes, Glomerales, Glomeraceae. The record is from RefSeq and is a predicted model, not a curated record.
AUGGCAGAAAGUCCUGUAGAAAACCAAGAAAUUAUUGAAGAGUGGCCUACUCAAAAUAUUGCUAUAUUCGGUAAAUAUUUAACAGCAUCCGAAAUUCAGUAUUAUUUAGAAUUUCAAGAAUAUCCCAACACGUCCGAAACUGGAUUCGCAAGUGUAUAUAAUGUAUUAGGAUGGAAACAAAGUGAAGCACGAGAAGCGUUUUCUAUGACAAAUAUACAAUAUUCAUAUGGAGGUACUGGGACAACCUGUAAAGUAGGAAAUUGUGACUUUUUCCCAGGUAUUAAGGUGUCUAAAGAGCAAAGACAAUGUCUCAAUGUGAAAGUAUGUGAAUUUGCAUCUAAAGAAUUAGAUACUGGACAUACAUCUGUUGAUUUUACUCAACCUAUCUUCAAAAAUAUGUUUGAUGCUAAUGAAAAAUUUCACGAAAAAGCAACAAUUUGUAUAUUUGCCAAAGCACAUGAAUAUAGUUGUGGGUAUAUAAAUGAAAAUGGAGUGAAAUAUAACGGUAAACCAAAAUUAGGUGAAUUAGUACAAGUGAAUAAUACGAAGAAAAAGUUUAUUGGUUGUACUAAAUGGAAGCCUAAAGAAAAAAACUAUCAGUUCCUAACAAUUCUGCCUAAUGUUGAUCUUGAAUUAUUGGAAAUGAUGUUUAAUGAGCAUUCCUAUCAUCCUCAUGGUAUUGAUUUUGAGAAUGAUGAAGCUAAAGCAGUAGAUAAAUAUUUUAUGGUACGACCUAAUAAUGCACGAUCUGAUGCAUGUCCAUUUUUACAUAAAAUAGGAAACCAUAUUGUUAAAGGUGUUAUAAGUAAAAAAGCUAGUAAGCAUAAUCAUUCACCUCCACCACCUCGAAAAACUCCAUAUAAUAUAAGAAAUCAACUUCAAAAAAUAAUUGAUAGUGAGCAUAUACUUGAUUUAACUAGAAGGAAAUUUCUAACUGGAACUAUGAUUCAAACAUAUUUAAAUGGAAAAAUGUUAAGUGAUUUGCAUCCCUCAUUAAAUAAUCAAUCCAAAAUUGAUUAUUUUAUUGAAAAAAGUCAGCGUUCCCAAUAUCCAUUUAGUCAAAAUGUUUUGGGUGUCGUACAUAAAUUUAUGAAAUAUAAUAUGAGUGCAGAUCCAUAUAUUCGAUCAAUUCGAUUUCUUGAUAAUGGUCAAUACAUUAUUUUAUGUGCUACUAAAGAACAAACAAUAGCACUUUCUGAAUUGACACAUAUUGAAAUUGAUAUGGCGUUUAAAAGAAUUCAUGGUAUCACAAAUGAAUGGGAAGUAACAGCAUAUUUACCUCGAGUACAGAAAACUUUGACUUUUGCUCAAAUAUUUACAAAUAUUGAAACGGCUGAAGCAUACCAAAAUUUAUUUGAAGAUUUGCUUGGAUGCAUAGAAAGAGAUAUAGGCAAAACUUUUAAUUUUUAUCAUAUUUAUAGCGAAGGAUUAGGCUGCAUUAUUGCAGACUAA